AGUGAGCCUGGGCCAGGUGGAAAGAACCGCAUUUAGUAAGAAGUUCUGCUGACGUGGGGGACUCGCGCGUUCCCACCUUAACUUUGUUUACUCUCUUUUAGAGGGUGGGGGAAAAGUAGUAGAAGGCGUUGGAGUCACUCAGCCCAGCUCCCUCACUCCGAGCAGAGCGGGAGGGGACCGGCUUGGGAAGGUCCUCACCACCUGCCACAUUCCGUAUUUGGGCAAGUAUGUGCGUCACCGUUAGGAAUAUGGCUCCCAUCGCCAAGGCCCGCACAAUUCUUACGUGUCUGCAGAAGCGGGGUGUGUAUGCCACGUUCCUUUACAAUUGCCAGUCUGGGGACUUACGAACAAACACCCAGAUGUUCACUCUCCCAUUUCUUAGCGGCUUUUGUAUAGCCCGGGAAUUAAGGGGGUAAAAUGACGCGUUCAGUGAGGGGCAGAAAUGACAGGCGAGAGCUACCAGCUCCAGAUCUUUGCGAGUCCCCGCGCCGCCCGCUGGGGCCGGGACACCGAAGGGGGUUGGCGUCCCUCCCAGACGCACCGAGACCUCGGAUCCUCACAUGUGAGAGUCACCACCUUUCCAAGUGGUCGGGGGGCGCAGAUGGACUGCGUCCAGCCUCGUUUCCCGGUCGCGUUACGCAACAACUUUGCAGCCGUCAUCUUCGACCUAAUUGUGCUGGGGGCGGUGUUUGCGUUCGGAGCUUUCCCGGCCGCUCCUGGCUGUAGUGGCGCUCCGCGGAAAGACUCAGGGCAUUUCAGUCGCAGGGCAACCCCGCCGACCUGACCCUUCUCAGUCUCUCGGGACUGUGGGCACCGGGAGGCUGAGGUCCCCGCCGCACCGAGAAGCGCAGCCCACGGCCCUAGCCCGAGGCUGGGUUGGCAACAGAUAACCAAGACUACCCUGCUCCACUCGGUGAAAGGCUCCUGACAGUUUUAUCCUGGAUCCUAAGGCAGAAGGAAUGGAGGUAAAGGUGCAAUUUUUCAAACCUGUGAGAGUACCAGGAAAGUGACUGUUCUCCUCUACUCCUUCAAUAGAGUAAGGUCAUUUCUGAUGCAGCUGAGGAAAAUGCAGACCAUCAAAAAGGAGCCGGCAUCCCUGGAUCCUUCCAGCAGCUCGGACAAGAUGAUGGUGCUGAAUCCUGCGUUGGCCGAAGUGGCCGAGGACCUGACUGCAAGUGAAGAGAUGCUCCUGAAUGAAGGGAGCAUGGGGAAAAACAAAUCCUCCGCAUGUCGGAGGAAACGGGAGUUUAUUCCCGAUGAGAAGAAGGACGCCAUGUACUGGGAGAAAAGGCGGAAAAACAAUGAAGCCGCCAAAAGAUCUCGGGAAAAGCGCAGGCUCAACGACCUGGUUUUGGAGAACAAGCUAAUUGCACUAGGAGAAGAAAAUGCCACUUUAAAAGCCGAGCUGCUCUCCCUGAAAUUAAAGUUUGGUUUAAUUAGCUCCACAGCAUAUGCCCAAGAGAUCCAGAAACUCAGUAAUUCCACAGCUGUAUAUUUUCAAGACUACCAGACAUCCAAGGCUGCCGUGAGCUCAUUUGUGGAUGAGCAUGAGCCUGCGCUGGUGGCCGGGAGCUGCAUCUCUGUCAUCAAGCACUCUCCCCAGAGUUCACUGUCUGAUGUGUCUGAGGUGUCUUCAGUGGAGCACACACAGGAAAGUCCUGCGCAGGGCGGCUGCCGGAGCCCUGAGAACAAGUUCCCCAUCAUCAAACAGGAGCCUGUGGAGCUGGAGAGCUUCACCAGGGAACCCAGGGAGGAGCGGGGUGCCUAUGCCACCUCCAUCUACCAGAACUACAUGGGGAGCUCUUUCUCUACCUACUCCCACUCCCCACCUCUCCUGCAAGUCAAUAGAUCCUCCAGUAACUCCCCGAGAACUUCAGAGGCCGAUGAGGGUGUCGUGGGCAAGUCCUCUGAUGGAGAAGAUGAACAGCAGGUGCCCAAGGGCCCUAUCCAUUCUCCAGUGGAGCUGCAACGGGUGCACGCCACAGUGGUUAAGGUUCCUGAAGUAAACCCCUCUGCCUUGCCACACAAGCUCCGGAUCAAAGCCAAGGCCAUGCAGAUCAAAGUGGAGGCCUUGGACAACGAUUUUGAGGGCAUACAGAAACUCUCCUCCCCUGCCGAUGUGGUGUCCAAAAGACACUUUGACCUGGAGAAGCAUGGUGCCCCUGGUAUGGUCCAUUCCUCCCUCCCUCCUUUCUCAGUGCAGGUGACGAACAUUCAAGAUUGGUCUCUCAAAUCAGAACACUGGCAACAUAAAGAACUGAAUGGUAAAACUCAGAGUAGCUUCAAAACGAGAGUGAUGGAAGUCAAAGACAGUGGCUAUAAAGUUUCUGAAGCUGAGAAUUUGUAUUUGAAGCGGGGGAUAGCAAACUUAUCUGCAGAGGUGGUCUCACUGAAGAGACUCAUAGCCACACAGCCCAUCUCAGCCUCGGACUCUGGGUAAAUGCUACUGAUUGAACUGCGUGUGGAUGAGGAGGAUGCCGCUGGUACCAUGCUGUAUUUCCACUGGACCUCUGAUGUCAUUUCACUGUAAUGUGCACACGGUGUCUGUCUGGUGUCUGUGUGUGCACAUGCUGAAGACUCAAUGCUGUCACUCUGCCUGGUGUGUAGUCAGAUAACCCGCACAGAGGCUGUACAUAUCGAACAUUAUUUUGCUCUAUUAUAAAGUGUGUACGUUGCCAGUUUCAAUAAAGGAUUGGUGACACACAGCA
Nannospalax galili (Upper Galilee mountains blind mole rat) is the source of this 2708-nucleotide messenger RNA. It is a transcript of the gene Nfil3, whose product is annotated as nuclear factor, interleukin 3 regulated. The record is from RefSeq and is a predicted model, not a curated record. NCBI's taxonomy places the organism in Eukaryota, Metazoa, Chordata, Mammalia, Rodentia, Spalacidae. Gene Ontology annotation, cellular component: nucleus. The transcript is spliced from 2 exons. The coding region runs from base 1052 to 2440 and encodes 462 amino acids. Gene Ontology annotation, biological process: regulation of DNA-templated transcription; circadian rhythm; immune response. Gene Ontology annotation, molecular function: DNA-binding transcription factor activity; DNA binding.